GAAUCAGGGACAUUUAUUUAUUUUCAGUUGGCGUAUUAUUUUGAAAUUGAAAACCGGAAGUCGUGCACGCUUCUCAGUGCAGUUUGACAGCACUGUGCAGAAGGCUCUCCCGGAACUCUGCAGCCGCAUCGGCUCUAAUUUCAAUAUCGGGGUUCGGUCCAACAUGGCGGCUUACGGAUGGAAAUACUGAUGACAGUCCGAAAGAUUGCCUCGAUUUGUACGAUGGGCGCCAAUGCCUCUGCCUUGGAAAAGGAGAUUGGACCGGAACAGUUUCCCGUUAAUGAACACUACUUUGGAUUAGUCAACUUUGGCAACACCUGCUACUGUAACUCAGUGCUGCAGGCUCUGUAUUUCUGUCGACCGUUCAGGGAGAAGGUGUUGGCGUACAAGGUGCAGCCGCGUCGUAAGGAGUCCCUCCUCACCUGUCUGUCCGACCUGUUCAACAGCAUUGCCACACAGAAGAAGAAAGUCGGAGUCAUCCCACCCAAGAAAUUCAUCUCACGACUGAGAAAAGAAAAUGAGCUGUUUGACAACUACAUGCAGCAGGACGCCCACGAAUUCCUCAACUACCUCCUCAACACCAUCGCAGACCUGCUGCAGGAGGAAAAGAGCCAGGAGCGACAGCAGAAUGGAAAACUGGUGCAAAAUGGAGGAGGAGGGACAGGAGGAGGAGGAGGAAGUGGAGGAGGAGGAAGUGAGGGAGGAGAAGGGGAAGGAGGAAAGGAGACACAACAGACUUGGGUCCAUGAGAUUUUCCAGGGAACACUGACCAACGAGACUCGCUGCCUCAACUGUGAAGCUGUGAGCAGUAAAGACGAGGACUUCCUGGAUCUGUCUGUGGAUGUGGAGCAGAACACUUCCAUCACUCACUGUCUCAGGGGCUUCAGCAACACAGAGACGUUAUGUAGUGAGUACAAAUACUACUGUGAGCAGUGUCGCAGCAAACAGGAAGCCCAGAAAAGGAUGAGGGUAAAGAAGCUGCCAAUGAUCCUGGCCCUCCACCUGAAGCGCUUUAAAUACAUGGACCAGCUGCACCGCUACACCAAACUGUCCUAUCGCGUCGUCUUCCCCCUGGAGCUCCGCCUCUUCAACACGUCCGGGGACGCCACCAACCCCGACCGCAUGUAUGACCUGGUGGCUGUGGUCGUACACUGUGGCAGUGGGCCCAACCGCGGACACUACAUCACCAUCGUCAAGAGCCACGGCUUCUGGCUGCUGUUCGAUGACGACAUUGUAGAGAAAAUCGACGCGCAGGCGAUCGAGGAGUUCUACGGUCUGACGUCGGACAUUUCCAAGAACUCUGAGUCAGGAUACAUCCUGUUCUACCAGUCCAGAGACUGAACCAGGCAGCGGUAAAUUCCCAACAGACUGUCACUCAACAGAGGGGAAAGCUCUUAUGGCUGCCACCGACUCCGCCCAGUAGGCCCGCAUAAGUGUCCGGGCUUUAUAUCCAGCAGGGGGAGCUUUGCACUGGAACGCCACUCGGAUCGGUUAAGACGUGCAGGUCGCAUGCCAGCCUCCUGGAUUACAACCGUUCAGAUCCUCUGAGCCCACGCUGCAAAAAGCACUUUAAAACAAACAAACAAGAUGGCUCAAUCUGUAACUUUCGCUUUGCACUGGGGCCACUGGGAAGACCGAGCAACACCAAUCCAAGAGGCUGACAUCGCCGUGUCCACCAUGAUCCCUUUUUGGAGGUUAAAGCCAGUUGGGACUGUUGAGAUGAUGUAGAGUAACCAAAUCAACUGUUUCAGAUGAGACACAGGAUUGCUAUCCUGCUUGUCCGUGACCACCAGUGUCAUCACAGUCUUCUUUAGCCUUUUUUUUGUGUUUAUAAUAUACUGUGCUAAAUUAGCUUCAGGCUAACACACAGGUACCAUGCGUUCACUCCCCAAAAAUCCUUCUGCAGACGGAGAAACUAAUAUCAGACGGCCUUGUUAAAAGCCCCACCUGCCAAAACCACUGACACAGCCUUUAGUGAUUGAAAAAUCUUCAACGUGUACUUGGAGCGCAGCUUGUUGAAGUUGCUAGUUUGCAGUGUUUGUAUCAUGAAGUGGUGCUAAUAACACAUAGUGUUACAGAGCGUGAAACGAAAACCAGCCACCAAAGAGAUGUGGAAUAAUCCAAAAGAGGCUCAUAAUGUUUUUUUUUUUACCAAGAAAUGAUCUUGUGUAUAAAAAAACAAGUACAAAUGGGAGAGGGAAAAAAAACACGAAAUGCAGUACAAAAAUACAAUUACAUUAAAAGAGGGGCUUUGCAGUUAAAGUCAGUUUGAUCAGUCUGGACAUUCUUCAGUGAAAAUUGACAAAAACAAUGAGCCUCACAGUUCACCAACGGUCCUGUUUCAGUUUUUAAAGGCUAGCUCGCAAACCAGUGCGUAAAAGUGGCUGGUAAAAGUUUUAGUUUUAAAGUAACUGGUGUGUCGUGCCAUGUUAUGGGUCAUGUUUUGUGCCACAGCGGUUAAAACGAUAAAUAUAAACUAACUUUUUUUUCAAGCGGGCUUUUCAUGGUUUUGACAGCAAGCACAGUCUCUCUAUGUUUUAUCAUUUUAUGACUAUAAAAUGCCAGAAUAUGCACAUUUGUACCUUUUUUUUUGUUUUUUGUUUUUAAAGGGACACAUUCAAAGACAAAUACUUUUUAUUUCUUAAGUUUACGCCCAAACUGUCACACUACGUACAGGUUGAAUGUCUGCCUUUUAGUGUUUUGUCCUUUUUGUUCCAUAUUAAUGCUUUAUUUCCCGGAGAACAGGAAACACCUCCAUACGUCUGCCGAUGCUGCAGCUGGUGCAGUGCACCUCAUUAUAUCAGCCACCAAUCACACACCGGCAAAUUCCCAUUCUGGCUUAAGCAUGUCUCCUGCAGCUGCAGCUCUGGCAGGCAGUCAGACCUUUUACAUAACCCGCUUUUCCCUCCAGAAUCUUAAAUUGGAGCUGUCAGUAAUGCUGAAACGGUUUACUCAUGUGGAGCUCUUCCACUGUCUGUUGAUGGCGUGGCAUAUUAAUGCAGCAUGACAAAAACUGCUGAGACACGAAAUGGAUUUCUCUCCUCCAGAUCUUUUAACCCUUCUAGUGUCCUUGGGUCAAAUUUGACCCGUUUUCAAAGUUUCUUUAUCAGUAAUGUGGCUAUCUUUCAAGCAAAUUGCACAAAAAUUACACAGGUGGUUCCUAUAGAAACACUCUUUGAGUAUAAUUAAUUAUCAGUUCCCUAAUUUCAUUUAAUUUGGGGUGUUUUAUUCAAUUUCAAGGAAAUAGUUUUAAAACAUGUAUCAGUCUGGGAUUCUCUCAACACACUGUAUGUCAAAAUAAUUCAUAUUUCUAGCAUUUUUUAAAACAAAAACAAUAGGUAUAAUUUCGUAUAAAUGAGGUUUAUUGGUCACGAAUAAGUGUAAAACUAAUACGUUGGUAUUAGUGGGGAAUCCGGUGGUAAUAAAAGGGUCUUUAUUUUUUAUCCCGGAGGACAACACAAGGAUUAAAAUGAAGCUCUAGCACAAAAUGAAAAGUUUCCAGAUGGUAACAACUUCUGAUUUGACGACACAUCUUAUUUUAACAAAUACAGAUGUGUAACAUUUGCACCUUCUCCAACGUGAGGCUGCUUUUCUCCGUCUCUUUUCAUUGUGAAUUCAAACAGCUUUUUCAAUUGUUGGUUAGACAGAAAUCUACAACUGAACGUCUCCCUCCGCUUUUUUUCUUAAAAAAUGUGUAGAAAAUAAAUCAAACUAGCAUUAGUGGCAUAAAUAAGCUACAUGUGAUCAGCUUGGAGAACUGGUAGUAUCUAUGAAAAAAUGUGCCACUUUACUUACGAUUAUUUCAGUAGAUGUAAUGGUAAUUACAGUUGGCAUCAAUAAUAACCAUCUUAGAUGUACAGACAUUCAAUCUUGAAAUGGUUGAAAGUCUAAAACGUCAGAAAUCAGUAAUAGGUACACAUCUCACCUUCUCGCAGAUGAAGGGGAUGUUUUCCAAGUUUGUGUUUUCUCCUACAAAGCAAAGAAUAUUCAAUUUACAAUGAUAUAAAAAAGAGAAAAAUACCACAUCCUCACAAAAUUGAGAAUCUAUAGCCUUUAAGUGUUUGCCAUCUUUACUGGAUAAGUAACUUUAAUUCUUAUCUGAUUAUCAAAAACAAUGGUGGAAUAUCAGUUAAUCGACCAAUCGUUUCAGCUCUGAUGGUUGCAAGGAAGAGUCAUAUUCAUGCUGAGAUGAAGUAGUGUAAUUAAUGCUUUCAAAUGGGUUUUCAUUUUUCUAAGGAAAGAAGAAACCGGAGCCAUUUUAAAGCCUUUACCUGUUAACUCGAGCUGACUGAUGGGCAACAACCUCCUUUACCACCUCCUGUUUUUUUUGGUAUAACACACAAACCAAACCAAACGCAUUUUUUUUUAGACUCUUUAAAGUAAGUUUUACACCACCAAGCUGUUCACCCAACUGGGCUGUCCGUGGUAACAAUCAAGCUCGCCCCAUCACUCUUUGUAAGAGAGCUGCAGCAGAUGGAAAGAGAAUGGAAACAUGGCCGUAGCCUUUAAAGGUGUUUAUGUUCUACAGUAGUUGAGUGGCCCGGGCAAUGGGUCAACUAUUACCUGAAUGUUAAAUGUACAGUAAAAUAAAAACAGUCCUGCUGCUGCUGCUUGACCUCUUAAACACCAUAUGGAGUUGGGCAUGUCUCAACAAUAGAAAGUUGCUCGCUCUCUCGUGCUAAAACAAGAAAAGCACUUUUACAACAUUCAUUUGUAACAAACUACUAUUAUUCUGAAAUUGUUUUCUUUCCUUUGGAGUCUUUUAUUUGGAUGAGCAAAAGUAAUGGUUGUCAGGGUAAUCUGUUGCCCCGAUUUAGUUUAUAUCCAAACUCAUAAUCAGUCCUAUUUUUAGUUUUGUUUGGCAAAAAAUUUUUACAAACCAGAACUGUCGUUAAAAUUCUUCAAGAAUGGCUACUUUUUUUACUUAUUUUUUCAAAAGCUUAAAGUCUAAAGGGGGGAGCCUUCGACGACAAAAAACUUUAUUUUAUUAAGGGGUUGGGCUUCGAAACCACUUUUUUUUCCCCUUUUGCUACCCAAAGCUUUGGGUUUUUUCUGCUCCCCAUGGAAUUUAAAGAUAGCAAAAUUUGUUGGUUCUCCACAUCACAAGCCUUUCGUUAUGCCUCAUGUUCGAAUUACGGGGGUUUUUGGGGGAUCCGCCCCCCCCCUAAGAUUUGGCCCUUUCCCCAAAAAAGAAAAUUAAAUUUUUGAGGUACUAAAAAAAAAAUUUUUGAUAAAUAUUUGGCUAUCCAAAUUGUAUGUUUAAAUUUUCAGUAUUACCCUACAUACCCAAUUGGGAAAUAAUCGGGAAAUACAAUAUAUAUAAAAUAAAAACUUUUCAAACCCCCCCCCUGAUUGGGCUGUACCAUUUCCAACUUAGCGACUUUGUUGCUUGAUUUAGCGACUUUUCACACUCCCUUAGCAACUUUUUUUCACAAAAGCGAAAUUCAACUAAUUUUCAUGAAAGGAAGAUGUUUUACAUGCUGUUAAAAUCUGUUUUGCAAUCAAUCCAUUUCCUUUCCAUCAAUUCUACAAUUUUUUAAAAGUCAGACAGCCUGGUUUACAGGUUAUAGCCAUGCCCCAACAAUUGUGGACUCUUAUAAGCUACCUUCAUGUGUUUUCCAAGUGAUGUGAUCAUAUUUUAAGCCUUUUAAUGAGUUUUCAUUAAUUCAUCUUAUAAAUCGACAAAAACAAGCACAACAGCGCAUUAUUUGGGGGAUACAAGUUCACAGUUUCAGUUCGAAGCUGGUUACAUAGCUGGUCUUUUGAUGAAAUGAAGUUCAUUGGCCUCUAAAACUGUAAAUGUGUCUGUAUUCAACAAGACUGGUUGAACAUUUUGGCUGAAACAAGGCUCUUUUUUUCAUUUAAAUACUAUAAAUACUAAUAUUAUGAAUGUCUUUUAUCUUUUUUUUUCUUAGAUGUUUCACUUGUUUUUGAUGUAUUUCACUAAUUUUAGUAGUCUACCAUUCAUGUGUAGGCAGCUCCGGAAAGCCUAUUUAAAGAUUUGUUUUGGUUCAGUUUGGGAGUGUGUAACGAGAGAUGUUGAUGUGUACAUAAAUACAGAUAUUAUUAUUGGAAUAUAAAUUGCUUGCUUGAAAUAAUCAGCAAACCUAUAUCAAAAAAUGUGGAUGUUAUGUCUCAAAAUACAUUUUGUUCUGGUAAUAAAUCAAUAUGCCUGGUGCUCAUUAAGUAACAAGCUCCACCGUUCUGGCAUCCCAGGCAGCCUAAACCAAACAGCCCCAAAGUUAAUGAGCUCAUAUUUAACCUGACCGGUCACACUAUAAUACACAGAAAAACUGACUACCUACUAUGAAGAAAACUAAAAGUACUCUAUACAAGAAACUGCUGUGGAGAGAGAAACUGACCAAAACUGCCCUGUGUGUAUCACUGUGUUAAAGGAAAAAUCCUAUUGGUUGGUUCUUCUUGUCUCUCAGCCUGUUUUAUAUAAUAUUUAAAGGUGUUUAGUUUACUUUUUUCUGUGAGUAACCAGUCAAAUGUAGAUGACUUGAUGGCACCUUGAAAAUUUUUGUUGAUAAUCACAAUGUUGAAGAGCAUUAAAAGACGACUAUAGCGGUUUCACUGAAACAUUUAUUCAAAAUUCUAAAUGUCUUCUAUAGAGUUUGAAAACCUUUUUAUUAUUUUUAAUUUAAAAAAAAAAAAAUGUCAACAGUGGUUCUAUUGUAACAGCUGAGUUCCAAUACUGCUACCACUUUUUUUUUUUGGAUAACUUUACUUGAGUCCUGAUAGGCCAAUAUUGGCUUAUUACAAAGGUAUUGGUAUUGCGUAUAAGUCCAAGCAAUACAUAACUGCAGUACAGAAAUGGCAGUGAUAUGUUGACAUGAGGUUAUUUCGAAAGUUGUUUCAGACCCACGGAAUUUAUUUUUCAUUAGUAAAAUGUUCCAGUCAAUACAUAAUCUUGCUAAGAGGCAAGAGAGAGACAAGCAAAUAUAUUGUCUCUAACAUUGAUAUUAGCCUUAAAUAUAAGUAUCGGUAAAGCUAAAUGACUUACUUAGGUUUUUUUUGGGUUUUUUUAAAAAAAUAAUUUCACAAAUAAGGUGGACAUUCUGAAGGGUCAUUGUAUAAUGAAAUUAACCUAUAUGAAUUAGUAAAGUCAUGACAUUUUGUCAAAAAAUACAAAAACGACUAUUAAUCGGACCAAGUGCUUGGUGUUGAGUUUCAGUAUGUACUGGAUUCAAAAAUCACAUUACUUAGAUCCAGGGCCCCACUCGUGCCACAUUAAACUGGUCAUUAACAUUGUGAUUAUUUACCUAAUCAGAGGCUUGUUGAUAUUGUUUCAAAUCAACAACCAUUUGUUGAUUUUAUUUAUGAUUUAAAGUAGAAUGUCGUCUGCAUAGAGUGAGAGCUUCUUUCUAGAGCUUACGCUAACAUUAACCAAACAAAUACCAAGGAGAUUCUCAUCUGAGAGAUUUCAUGUAGAUAUUAUGGGAAAGUAGAGGAGCUGGGUUGGGGGAAAUCGGAAAACACCAACCCUUUCUCACCAAAUCACUAAUUAAAUAAACUGACAAAGGCGGGGUGGAUAUUUCCUUUUAACAGUUUCAGUUCUGUCUUCUGAAAUAUCCCUUCAGGGCUUUGUACGUCCACAUUGCCCCCCCCCCUUUUCACUCAUGAAGAAUGUAAGUGUUUUGAACCCAGUAUGUAAUGGGCGUAACGUGACUCAGUGUGUCAUUAACACUGAUAGCGUACAUUGUAACUAGCUCAUGUGUUAAGAGACAGCAGCCUAACAGACAACAAACCUAAUUAUUUAUGUUAUUCCAAAUAAACUAAGGAUUAAAACAAUUCCACUCCUUCAGAAACGAUUAAAACUCCUGGGGCUUCUUAGUUUGCUACGAAGGGAUCUGAAGGACGAAGAAUUGGAUCCUUCUCUGGAGUUGUCCGGUGUUCGUGGGGGCUGCUGCCGCUGCUCAUGCUGCUGUCUGAAGUUCAUUCUGAAUUCAUGUAGAUGCAGUGAAGUUUGGGAAUGACAGCUGGUUCUAUUGGUGUCCAAACUGUUUGAAAUAAAACGCAAACUGGUUUUUAAGAUG
Etheostoma spectabile (orangethroat darter) is the source of this 8039-nucleotide messenger RNA. RefSeq names its product ubiquitin specific peptidase 12b (gene usp12b). Gene Ontology annotation, molecular function: cysteine-type deubiquitinase activity. Gene Ontology annotation, cellular component: nucleus; cytosol. The transcript is spliced from 10 exons. NCBI's taxonomy places the organism in Eukaryota, Metazoa, Chordata, Actinopteri, Perciformes, Percidae. The record is from RefSeq and is a predicted model, not a curated record. Bases 178 to 1341 code for a protein of 387 amino acids. Gene Ontology annotation, biological process: protein deubiquitination.